ACUUAUUGAUUUCCACAUUCAUUAAUUGCUUCUAAACUCACUGUAUUCUUUAUUCUCUGGUGUGAAAGUAAAGCUAGCAGCUGUUUUCAAUCAUCCACCAACUCCUAAUCUAGCUUUUUAUGAGCAUAUGUUUCUGCAAAUAUAUUUUAAAUUUGAUUAAAAUGGCAUGGAAGCAUUUUAUUUUAAUCUCUUUGGCAUGCUGAGGCUGGGAUACUGAGAAACUGGCUUGUUUUAUGAUUAGUGUAGAAAUGAGAAACUAAGAUUUUUUAGGAAAUAUAGUUAACUAUUUCUUUAUGUCAAGCUGAAGGUAGAUAAUAAAGACGUUCGUGGCUUCAUCAUGAAUUUACAAGAGGAUGGAAGAUAAGUUGGCUCCUUGAGUUCCUUAAUUACCUCUAUUCAAAUUAUUGUUGUCCCUUUACCACUUAUUCAUUUCUUCAUUUUGCAAGCUCACUAUUCUCUGUACAUUGACGUAGAGUUUACAUUUUCAGAAUCUAAUUACGCUUAGCAGAGAAUAAAGAAGAACAAUUGCACCAAUCAUGGUCUUAAAGCCUUAAGGACAGACAUGAGCAUCAACCAUCUCUUACAUGUGCGCAUUGCUUCUAUUGGUUGGAUCUCUAUUCUCAAAGAGUUUGGUAUUUCCUGUUUGUUCGUGAUGUUCUCUUGAUAUAGUUUUCUUUCACUAAUUCCAGGGUCUAUCUGUGACCCUUGUGGUCUUCAGGGGUUCUGUGAGAGUGGAGUUGAGCAAAACAUAUUUGAAUGGACCGAGGAAGAAGCAUUGGCUGAGCGGCAGAGAAUGUUUGCAGAGGCACAUGCAAUAAUAAUCUGUGGAGCCCCUGCUCCUAGUCCUAGACAGCCACAGGUUGAUCAAAAUUUUGAGAGUUAAACUUACAAGUGAUUAACAGAGUAUGCAAAGCUUAGAAACAUCUGUACGAAAUCAGUUCCCAGUUUCUGGUCUCUUCAAUCUAUUCUUGAUCUGUGCAUUUCAGAUCAUGUGCUGGUUGAUCUUGAGCUACAUCCUCCACUCGGGAUCAAACUACAUCAUUACAAUGAGUUCUCAUAGAUGCCUACAGGCAGCAGCGCCAAAACGAGAUUUUUUCUAUAGAUGCUGCAGUAGAGUCAAUGGCAAAAUGCAGUUGAAGGCGACCAAGAUUUAGUUUAUGUUGAGGAGGUAAAAUCAUAUAACGGCUAAUCUUUUUUUCAAAAGAAAAGUUUCCCUCUUCCUUCAUACCAUUGGCUCAUUAAACAAUGAAGUGUCAGUUACAGAAGUUGGUAUAAUGUUUGCUCCACAACCAGCAACGGCCAUGAGAUUUCAGUAACUAUCAGAUAAGCCUUACGUCACCUGUUAUGAUACUUUGCAUCUCCAUAAGACACAGCUCAGAAAUUUUCAGAGGUUGCAUUUUCCGACCAAUGUUCAUUAUGAACAGUGUUGUCUCUACUCUUUUGUAUGGUCUCGAUCCUCGGCUCCCAUAAUUUUACUCGUUUGAGAUUUGGGUCAAAAUGUAAAAGGGGCGGUCAAGCAAAAUCACCCCCCAAUCCUCCUCUCUCGUUCCCUCUCUCUCUCUACCCACAAGAAAGUGAAAGAACACUCACUUUGUCUCCUCAGAUUCCUUUCUUUUCCAUUUCUACAUCUCUCUCUCUCUCUCUCUCUCUCUCUCUCUCUCUCUCUCUCUCCAUAUUUCGUAUAUCAGCUGGUGGGUCAGUGUGUGUUUCUUUUGUCAGGAUUCUCUUGCGCUGCCUAGAAAAAUAAAGAAUUUUGAGUACUGCCCCCACAUACCAAAUUAAAGAGAAGAGCCCAGAAUCUCCUCUCAUUCUCUUAUAUUCUCUCACCCAGUCUCAUCUCAAAUAUUUUAAGGAACUGUCUUGCUCUCAUCCUUUGCUUUUCAUAUGAAGACGGUCAUGGAUUCCUCCUCCUCCAGAAGACACUUCCACUGGACCAGGAAGGUGGGGAACGAAGAAGAAGAAGACGAUCAAUGCCCACUCCCAACCCUCAAAACCUCCUCCGUAGGCGCCGAGCAGCAGGAAGAGAUGAAGAAAAAGAACAGAGUCGUCUCUCCAGAGCCGCAGCAGCAGCAGCAGCAGCCAUCGCAUCCCGCAGCCCAAGCUCAAAGAAGGAAGAUGCCGGCCGUUGCGGUUGCACGGUUGCGUUCGGUUCUCACAGUGUUUGGCAAAAAUCGGUCGAACCUUUCUCUGGGUCUGGGGCCUCGGGUCAUCGGAACCCUUUUCGGUUCUCGGCGUGGCCAUGUGCACUUUGCAUUCCAAAGAGACCCCAACUCCGAACCUGCCUUUUUGGUAGAGCUGGCGACGCCUAUUAGUGGUUUAGUAAAAGAAAUGGCGUCUGGGUUGGUCCGAAUUGCAUUGGAAUGUGAUAAAGAGAAAGAAGGGGAAAAGAAAGCAGUGAGACUACUAGAAGAGCCUGUCUGGAGGACAUUUUGCAAUGGGAAGAAGAGUGGUUUUGCUUCGAGGAAGGAUUGUGGGGCCAAAGAGAUGAAAAUCCUCAAGGCUGUGGAGCCAAUUUCGAUGGGUGCAGGUGUUCUGCCAGGAAACUAUGAAGCUGAAAUCGAAACGGCUGGAGCUGAGUCGCCUGAAUCUGAAACUGGUUCUGAUAAUGAAAUCAUGUACAUGAGAGCCAAAUUUGAGAGAAUUGUGGGUUCGAGAGAUUCCGAAGCUUUCUACAUGAUGAACCCAGAUAGCAAUGGAACUCCUGAACUCAGUAUCUAUUUGCUUAGAGUCUAAUUAAGCUGCAGCCAUGAAAGCUCUGGAUAUUGCUCAUCUGAAAAGAAUUUAGUCGAGCCUUGAUGGAGCCUAGCUAGUUUUCCCCAUAACCUUACUUUUGUUUUUGAUUUUCCUUUUUUCUUCUUCUGAUCUUUUGGGAUAAUUUAAUGGUUAGUGGGUUAUUGUAUCUUGUUAGAGUAGGUGGGGGGCAAUACAUUAUAACAUGAUGGGAGGAGGGGCCAUGAAGGUGUAUAUGUAUAGUUUUUUGUUCAGUCCUUUAUAUUUGAUAAGACAAGGUGGGUGUUGCAAUCAAAUGAUUGUCUUUGCAUUUUGGUUAAA
Molecule: messenger RNA, 3051 nt
Organism: Momordica charantia (bitter melon)
Lineage: Eukaryota; Viridiplantae; Streptophyta; Magnoliopsida; Cucurbitales; Cucurbitaceae
Source: RefSeq, a predicted model, not a curated record